Molecule: messenger RNA, 4433 nt
Organism: Thalassophryne amazonica
Lineage: Eukaryota; Metazoa; Chordata; Actinopteri; Batrachoidiformes; Batrachoididae
Gene: gpsm1b
Product: G protein signaling modulator 1b
Exons: 14
Coding region: 190-2172 (660 amino acids)
Molecular function (GO): GTPase regulator activity; protein binding
Source: RefSeq, a predicted model, not a curated record
GACCAGCGCGGCGCGAGGGAGGUGAGGUGGAGAAAAAGGAGCGGAGAGACCGUGUGAGAGACGGUCAGAGAAGGAAAAGGGGGGAGGAAGAACCGCUCGAGAAGGAAGACGGUAUAAGCGAUUUAGGGAGGCGGGGGGAACCGUCGGUUUUAAAGGGGGCCUCCAAGCGGGAAGGUUAGCAUCAGCUGUAUGGCUCAGGCGGCUGCUAACGGCGUGGACCAGGACCAGGACCAGGACCUGGACCUGGACCUGGCCACCAAGAGGCUUCACUCAAGGAUGGAGGCCUCGUGUCUGGAGUUGGCAUUGGAAGGAGAGAGGUUGUGCAAGGCAGGGGAUUUUAAAGGAGGGACGGCAUUUUUUGAGGCUGCUGUGCAGGUAGGCACGGAAGACCUGAAGACCCUCAGUGCCAUUUACAGCCAGCUUGGCAAUGCCUACUUCUACCUCAAGGAGUACGGUAAAGCCCUGGAAUAUCACAGACAUGACCUCACAUUGGCCAGAACAAUAGGAGACAGAAUUGGUGAGGGUAAAGCCAGCGGUAACCUGGGUAACACACUGAAAGUUUUGGGACGCUUUGACGAAGCCGUCGUCUGCUGUCAGAGACACCUGGAAAUUUCCCAAGAACAAGGUGAUAAGGUUGGAGAAGGCCGAGCACUGUAUAAUAUCGGGAAUGUGCUUCAUGCAAAAGGUAAACAACAGCUGUGGGGUUGUACCCAGGAACCUGGCGAGCUGCCUGCUGAUGUCAGAGAAACACUGCAAAGGGCAACGAGCUUCUACGAGAUGAACCUUUGUUUGGUCAAAGAACUUGGUGACCGAGCUGCUCAGGGGAGGGCCUAUGGUAACCUUGGGAACACCCACUAUCUUUUAGGAAACUUUGUUGAAGCAAUCAAGUUUCAUCGUCAGAGAUUGUCCAUUGCCAAAGAAUUUGGUGACAAAGCAGCAGAAAGGCGAGCGUACAGCAACCUCGGCAAUGCCCUGAUAUUCCUAGGUCAGUUCAACUCAGCCACGGAGUACUACAGGAGAACCUUGCAGCUGUCGAGACAGCUGAGAGACCAAGUGAUGGAAGCUCAGGCCUGUUACAGCCUGGGAAACACCUACACUCUUCUGCAGCAGUAUGAGAGGGCUAUAGAUUACCACCUGAAACACCUGUGCAUAGCCCAGGAGCUUAAUGACAGGGUUGGUGAGGGCCGUGCCUGCUGGAGCCUCGGCAAUGCUUACGUGUCUUUAGGAAACCUCAAACAAGCUCUGCACUACGCUCGAAAGCACCUGGACAUUUCUAAAGAAAUUAAAGACAGAAAUGGCGAGCUGACAGCGCGACUGAAUGUGGAGCAGCUGAUGGAGGCGCUGGGAGUCAGCGAGAGUGACCUUUCUCCCUGCAGCUCAGAGUUUGAGAUGCAAGGAGCAAGACCUAAAUUCACCAAGAGAAACAGCAUGGACAGCAUAGAGUUGUGGAAGUUCUCUUCAGAUAAGCUGCAGAGCGAUGACAAUCAAGAUUUGGAAAGUAUACGUCGAUCCAAAAGUCAUCUGUCACAGCCAUGGAGAAGAAAAGGCUAUCCUGACAGUCAGUUGUCAGAAGAAAGGCCGUGGUUGGAUUCACCUGUCGACGCUGGUGACAUUACCGUGCAAGUUCUGCCUCCUGUGCCGAAGUUGGGUCGUGACCCCUCUGAUGAGGACUGCUUCUUUGACCUCCUUAGCAAGUUCCAGAGCAGUCGCAUGGAUGACCAGCGCUGCCAUCUUGAUGAUCCACAGAACGGGGACAACGGAGAAAAUUCGACAAUUACCACCUCUCCACAGACUGAGGAGCUGUUUGAUUUGAUCGAGAGCUCUCAGAGUCGCCGUCUCGAUGACCAGCGGGUUAAUGUUGGUAAUCUUCCAGGCCUCAGGAUUACUCAUAACAACCUUGGUCACCUGGUGGGUGAGGGAGAUCAUCAAGAACCUAGUGAUGACUUCUUCAACAUGUUAAUCAAGUGCCAGUCCUCUAGGAUUGAUGAUCAGCGGUGCUCGCCGCCAGAAGCUAGCCCCCAUGCCCCCACAGUGCCUGAUGAGGACUUCUUCAGUCUCAUCCAGAGGGUGCAGGCCAAACGUAUGGAUGAGCAGCGCGUCCACCUGCCUUCAGAUGAGCAGGACAGCCCUCAGUCCCCUGACGCACAGUCCCCUGGUGGUGAUUCCAGCUAGGACUUGGCAAAUGCUGCAGAAGAACAUGCAAUGAAAACCAGAAGAAAUGAGAGAGGGGUGAGCCAACGCUGGGAGAGAACAGUGACGGCUAACGUAACAAGGAAUUUUAAUUUAAAAAGAAAAAAAACUGUUGUGCAGUAGCUGGUGCCCUGUCAAAUGCCGCUCAAUGUGUUACAUUUGAAAUGUGUGUACACAGAAAAAAAAGAAGCGUAAUUAAGCUGAGACUUGUUUUAAUACAAUAUAAAAUGGGAUUGUGCAAAUUUGGAAUGCGUACAUGAAAACGGUAAAUAUUCAAUCUAAUGCCUUAAUCAUGGGAUUUUCUUUUCCCGGACGCAAGAUUGUAUUUCCUGUUGCCAGAUGUGUUUUUAAGAGCAUGUCAUUCAGUAUAAUGUUUGUAUAAUGAUGCGACAAAUGUUUUAUUGUUUAAGCAGUUGAAAAUAUCAGAAUUGCUCUUUAAUUUUUUAUUUAAACUGGUUUGAUAAAGAUGUGAAAGGUUUACUUGCAUUAGUACUUUAGUGUGGUAUUAAUAUUAAUCCACAGCUUUUAAAGAGCAAGCCGAAUUAAAGAUGAAACAAUAAUUUAACUGUAAAUUGAUCAAAGCUGCUUUGUGGUUCUACUGCCCAAACAGACUGGUACUACAGUAUUAGUGCAGUAAUAGUAUUUGGGAGAUCCUUCCAGUGUUUCCUCACCUGGACUGUGUAUGUAUGUCACUUGGUAAUCUGACCCAAUCACUUUAAAGAAAGUUAUCAUUUGUGCAAAAAUACUUUAAACAUCACACAGUGUGCAGUAGCCCAAGUUAAUGAGCAAAAUAAAUGACUUACUCUGAUCUUAAAUUUAACAGAUCAUACUUACCGAUUUAUAGAAUAAAUCAAUCUUGAGUGAAUAUUUCAGCUUGGAUUUUAAAAUCGAAACAAACUGGUUUGCGGCUUGUAGUAUUCUGAUUUAAAGGUACUCUUCUUGGUGAUAAUAUGGAUAUAGAAAUAGUGGAGUCGGAGGGAUAAAAAGGAUCAAUAACAUUUUGAACAAUCUGAUACCUUGACAGUGGUUGUGCCCCCUCCCAAUGGUAAAAAUUUGGCAAUGACUCUAAAAUGCAGAUUGUCAUUUAUUACCUCUGCCAAGGAGAUCAUAUUUUUUUUGGUGCUGUUUUUCUGUCUGUUAACAGAUUACACAAAAACUAAAACUGAUUUUCUUGAAACUUGAUGAAACUGUAAUUGUAAAGAAGAAAUCAGGAAUUACACACACAAUAUGGUAUGAUGGGCAUUUUUCAGUACUUUUGUGAAUUUCUCGAGAUAAUGCAUAGAUAAUUCUGAAAGGAAAAAAAUAAAAAUCUGCAAUAUUUGACAGUGUUAAUAUUUACAUUACGGUGUGUUGAGAAAUUCUUAAAUACUGGAAAAAUGCCCACUCUAGCAAUCUUACAAAAAAACAAAGAAAAAAAAAUCCUGGAUCUGCCCGUUUAAUUGUCUUUUCUAAAAGGUUGAUGGUUUCAUCUAUGGCCCAUAGUCCACCCUUUCACCAAGUUUCAAGAAAAUCGCAUGUGUAAUUUUUGCGUAAUCCUGCUAAAUAUAUCUGUAACAGAGCAAUCUCUAGUUUGACAAAAAAUUAUGGGAUAAAAGGCAUGGCCUUAAAAAAAAAAAAAAAAAAAAGUAGAACAAAGCUGUAAUAACUGUAAUGCCUCCAGAUUUGAUUUUUGAGCACUUUUAUUUCGGUAGCAAGUAUUUGCUAGCUGUACAAAUGGAGGUUUUUCUAGGUUAGCGUAGGUAGUGUGCUUGUGUGUCUGUCCGUUUCUGUCUCAGAAUUCUUUGAGGCAGAGAAGAAAAAAACAAACAAAAAAAAUCAGCAGUACUUAGAGAUGCAAACUGGAAGGGGAAAAAACAAAAUGACUGAUAAAAUGUCCAGGAAUAGUGAGAGCAUCUGUAUAACGGUACAAAAAAAUCUCACGUUACAAGAACUUGCUUUUCAUUCAGAAGGAGUACAUACCUCAUUUUGUAUCUCCAGUGUCAUGCAUCUUGGUGGACCUCAGUCAGAUUGUUAGUGGGUGUGUUCAAUGAUGUCUUUGUUCGAUAACACAUUGGGACCUGCAGAUCAUUUGUUUCCUGCUUCUUGGUGAAAAAAAAAAAAAACAUUUUUAGAAAGUACUUGGUUGGUAUACUUUGUCACUGCCAUAAUUUGUACAUAUAUAUUUUGUAUUUAUGUUCCAUUUGAGGACAUGAAUGUCCCCCCCCCCCCCCCCACCAUGCUUUUAAUAAAAUGUUUCUAAUGUU